AUGGACUCAAGCAGUGCCUCGAAGACAACGUGGUCCGACGCAGAAACGAGGGCAAUCGUACACCUCUGGGAGGAACACUUGCCAGACCUACGCCGUGCGAAGCGCAAUUUGAAGGUGUAUGCUGCGAUCGCGGAGAACCUACAAGCGUUAGGUUUUGACAAGAGUACGAAGGAGGUGAAGAAAAAGAUAGAAAAUCUAGGAAACAAAUACAGGCUCAUCAAGCGAAAAGACACCGGAACUGGCUCAGGGGCCAUAAGUUGGCCCUAUUAUUGGGAAAUACAUCGUUUUUUGGGCACACUGCCACUUCACGACCAAACACUGGCCCAAGAAAGCAGUUGCUGCCAAACAUCCCCAGCAGAAGUGAUCCUUGAAGGAAUAGCAAGGGGGGACCCCUUGCAAGACAGCCAGUCGAGUGACGGGUGCCCGUCACCUCUCCCUGGGAUGGCAUGCUGCCCCCCACCAUGUGCAUCGCCACCUGAGGCAGGGAACUCUUGUCUACAAUCCCCCCCUGACACAGGAACAGCUGGCCCCAGCUGCGAAGCUGGAUUGGAUGUCAGCUGUACAAAUCCAGCAACCAAAAAACGGAAGCGGCAACCAGCUCCGUCCACCCUCGUGAUGCAGCUGCUGGACGAGCAGCGCCAGCUUGGUAUUUCCUCGGAGCCGAGGAAAGAUAGGGAGCUGCAGCUCAGAGAAGAACAGCUCAAGGUGUUCAAGCAGAUAGCCAGCAUUGAUGAAAGAUUGCUGUCUGUGCUGGAGAAGCUGGCAAAUAAAUGAACUGUGAAUACAUCAAGAAAAA
This is a messenger RNA of Dermacentor silvarum, 796 nucleotides long. RefSeq names its product myb/SANT-like DNA-binding domain-containing protein 1. Gene Ontology annotation, biological process: positive regulation of DNA-templated transcription. The transcript is spliced from 3 exons. Lineage: Eukaryota; Metazoa; Arthropoda; Arachnida; Ixodida; Ixodidae. The record is from RefSeq and is a predicted model, not a curated record. The coding region runs from base 1 to 774 and encodes 257 amino acids. Gene Ontology annotation, cellular component: nuclear body.